AUGGAGCAUGCUAAGUCUUCGGUUAGGGGAACACAUGAUCACGGGUAUGCAAUGCUUAAUGCGUACCGUUAUAUGCUUGAAGUUGCAAAUCCAGGAAGCAAGACGACAUUGUCACUCAAUGAAAAUGGGAGGUUCAAAUAUAACAUUAUGACAUCAAACAUCGCGGAGUCGGUGAAUGUUAUGUUUGAUGUUGGAAGAGAAUUUCCCAUUGUCACUCUAUGCAUAUCAAAGUAUGUCAACGCGGGUAACAAGUUGUUGGCUCAUCAAAUCGCUAACUACAAGUUCAGUGUCACUGGUCAUGGUGAUGUUGCUACGGUGGAUCUACAAAGAAGAACUUGUACUUGUAGAUUUUUUGACUUGGACAAAAUCCCUAGUCCACAUGCCAUGGAAGCGCUUCGAUCCCAAUAUAGUGCCGAUUUUGCAAAUCAGAUUUAUGAGUAUACCUCUCCAUAUUAUUCAGUGGAAAAAUACAUAAUUACAUAUUGUGAGCAAAUUCAUCCGGUGCCACCUAAAGAUUCUUGGAUUGUCCCUUUGGAUACCAUAGAGAGAGAAAUACCUCCGCCAUAUGUUGAUCCAAGAAAACCUGGAAGAAGGAGAUAUAAGAGACGGCGUGGAGUUGGAUCUUAUCUAAUGGAGGGUGGUCUUGUGACAGAGUGCAUGGGUAGCUUUGAUCCACCACCCUUCAAGAAAGAAUGGUGA
This is a messenger RNA of Solanum verrucosum, 699 nucleotides long. RefSeq lists its product as uncharacterized. Gene Ontology annotation, molecular function: zinc ion binding. The transcript is spliced from 5 exons. The coding region runs from base 1 to 699 and encodes 232 amino acids. The record is from RefSeq and is a predicted model, not a curated record. NCBI's taxonomy places the organism in Eukaryota, Viridiplantae, Streptophyta, Magnoliopsida, Solanales, Solanaceae.